Molecule: messenger RNA, 1938 nt
Organism: Fragaria vesca subsp. vesca
Lineage: Eukaryota; Viridiplantae; Streptophyta; Magnoliopsida; Rosales; Rosaceae
Product: transmembrane 9 superfamily member 4-like
Exons: 7
Coding region: 1-1938 (645 amino acids)
Biological process (GO): protein localization to membrane
Cellular component (GO): membrane
Source: RefSeq, a predicted model, not a curated record
AUGGGCAGCCUCUUCUUCUUCUUUGUCCUUCUACUUUCACUGUUUCCUUGGUCUCACUCUUUCUAUGGCGAUGUACCUAAGGAUUUUAAGAAGGGAGAUACUAUGGAAGUGAAGGUUAAUAAGCUAUCAUCCACGACACCGCUUCCCUAUGACUACUAUUCCCUUAGUUACUGCAAGCCCCCAGUAAUCAUCAACAGUGCUUUAAGCCUUGGAGAAGUUCUUCGAGGUGACCUCAUCAAGAAUUCAGUCUAUACUCUUAAGAUGAGAGAGACAGAAUACUGCAAAGUUGCAUGCCGUGUGAAACUAGAAGCUACUUCUGCCAAAAAGUUCAAGGAGAAAAUUGAUGAUGGAUAUGGAGUUAAUAUGAUUCUUGAUGAUCUUCCUGCUGCAGUUACAUUCGACGUGAGUGAGUGGCAUGGGAAUAAAACAAAGAUAGCAGUAAAUGCACUCCCAGUUGGCUGGAAGGAAUAUGGCUAUGCUACUGAAGUGCCAGUUGGCUGGAAGGACUAUGGCUAUGCUACUGAAGUGGGUAACGAGGAAAGACAUUUCAUUUACAACCACCUGAGAUUCACCGUCACGUACCAUGAGGAUCCAGUGACUAAGUUUUCCCGCAUUGUUGGUUUUGAGAUUACACCAUACAGUGUUAAUCAUGAGUACAAGAAGUGGGAAAAUGAGAAAACUGAGUUGUUCACCUGCACAAGCAAUUCUGACCUUUUAAUCAGUGGCUUACCACAAGAGGUUGAUACUGAUAAAGAAGUUGUCUUCUCAUAUGACGUAUUGUUUGAGUCCAGUGAUGUAGAGUGGGAAUCGCGAUGGGACUCGUACCUCUCCAGUGGUAAUCAAAUCCAAUUGUUAUCUUUGAUCAACUCAUUGUGGACUCUGCUUCUUCUUUCUGGAGUAGUAGCCAUGGUUGUGGUGAGAAAUCUUUACAAGGAUAUCAACAUCUACAAUCAGUUGGAGACACAAGAUGAGGCUCAGGAACUACUAGGAUGGAAAGUAGUCCAUGGUGAUGUUUUCAGGACACCCCACAAUGCUACUUUAUUGUGUGUUUGUGUUGGCAAUGGUGUCCAACUCUUUGGGAUGAUGCUCACCGCAAUCAUCUUUGGUUUGCUUGGUUUCCUUUCACCUUCAAACAGAGGUGGGUUGAUUACAGCAAUGGUUCUUUUGUGGAUGUUCAUGGGCUUAUUUGGGGGAUACUACUCGGCGCGCUUGUUCAAGAUGUUUAAAGGCACGCAUUGGAAGAAGAUUGCAUUCAAGACAGCCUUUAUGUUGCCUGCUACAUUUUUCGGAAUACUUUUCAUGUUAAAUGUCUUAAUGUGGGGGGAGAAAUCAUCAGGUGCAAUGCCAUCUGGGACAAUGUUUUCUCUGCUGCUCUUGUGGUUUGGGAUAUCGGCGCCAUUGGUUUUCUUAGGCAGCUACUUGGGGUUCAAAAGACCACCAAUUGAUGAUCCUGUUAAAACUAAUGAAAUCCCAAGACAGAUUCCUGAACGACCUUGGCACAAAAUAAAGCAGCUCUUGUCUGUGCUCUUCGCAGCCAUUCUACCACUUAAUGUAGUGCUCAAUGAGUUCCUCUCUAUCUGGAAUUCUAUAUGGCCAGACCAAUACUCUUUUGGCUUCCUCUUCAUGACAUUUGUUAUACUUCUAGUCACUUGUUCCGAGAUGGCAAUUCUACUGUGCUACUUCCAACUUCGCAGCGAAGAUUACAAUUGGUGGUGGAGAGCAUACUUGACCAUUGGCUCCUCUGGUCUGUACAUGUUUGCAUACUCCACAUUCUAUUUCUUCACCCCUCUGGAGAUUGAGAAGUUUGUUCCUGUCAUCAUCUAUUUCGGGUACAUGUUAAUGGGAUCCUUUGCAUUCUUUGUCCUGACGGGGACAAUAGGCUUCUGCGCCUGCUUCUGGUUUGUUAGGAAGAUCUAUUCUUCUGUGAAAUUUGACUAA